Messenger RNA from Knipowitschia caucasica, 1227 nucleotides. The record is from the annotation of a GenBank genome assembly. NCBI's taxonomy places the organism in Eukaryota, Metazoa, Chordata, Actinopteri, Gobiiformes, Gobiidae.
AUGGCAGACGACUGCUCCUCAGAUUUGCGGAGAGAUGUAUCUGUUUGGUGCAGUAAUGAUUAUUUAGGCAUGAGUCGCCAUCCAAAGGUUAUUCAGGCCGUUGAAGACACGCUAAGAAAGAAUGGUGUUGGUGCUGGAGGGACACGGAAUAUUUCAGGGACCAGUGAGUUUCAUGUGGAACUGGAGCAGGAGCUGGCAGAUCUUCACCACAAAGAGGCCGCACUGCUCUUCACUUCUUGCUUUGUGGCCAACGACUCCACCUUGUACACCCUGGCAAAAACACUUCCAGGUUGUGAAAUCUACUCUGAUGCUGGCAACCACGCCUCAAUGAUCCAGGGCAUUAGAAACAGCGGCGUCAAGAAGUUUGUUUUUCGCCACAACGACGUCAGCCACCUACAAGAGCUCUUGAGGACGUCUGACCCCAACACUCCAAAAAUUGUUGCCUUCGAGACCGUUCAUUCAAUGGAUGGAGCGGUGUGCCCUCUAGAGGCGAUGUGUGAUAUUGCACAUCUUUAUGGGGCCCUGACGUUUGCAGAUGAGGUGCACGCUGUGGGUUUGUAUGGGCCCCGGGGAGGAGGUAUUGGGGACAGGGACAGAGUCAUGCACAAAAUGGACAUCAUCUCUGGCACGCUCGGCAAGGCUUUUGGCUGUGUGGGCGGCUACAUCGCAGGCACCGCUGCUCUGGUCGACACCGUGCGAUCCUACGCUGCAGGUUUCAUCUUUACCACGUCACUGCCGCCCAUGUUACUGGCCGGAGCCAAGGAGUCGGUGAGAAUUUUGAAAACGGAAGAAGGCCAGGAGCUGCGGAGGAGGCAUCAGAGGAGCGUCACCCUGCUGCGGCAACUGUUAAUGGACGCUGGGCUUCCUGUGGUUCACUGCCCGAGUCACAUCAUCCCAGUCAGAGUGGCGGACGCAAAGAAGAACACGGAACUCUGUGACGUCAUGAUGUCUCGGUACAACGUAUAUGUUCAAGCCAUCAACUAUCCGACUGUGGCGAGAGGAGAGGAGCUGCUGCGCAUCGCCCCCACGCCGCAUCACACUCCACAGAUGAUGUACGACUUUGUGGAUUGCCUGGUGAAGACGUGGAAAGCCGUGGGCCUGACCUUUGCGCCUCACUCUUCAGCUGAGUGCACGUUCUGCCAGCGGCCUCUUCCUUUUGACCUCAUGAGCGAGCGGGAAAAGUCCUUCUUCACGGGCCUCAGCCAAAGGGUACCUGCAGUGGCAUAA